AUGGACGAAAACCUCACCAUUGUUGUUGACUGUGAAACAUCUUUAAAAAUGAAAAAACCAAAAUUCGGAUGGGAUAAUCGUAGCUUCAUGGUGUUUGUUGAUUCAUUUGUAAUUGAAGUAAGAAAAUGCAAUAAAACCGGUACUCACUUAACUAAAGUUGGGUGGGAGAAUAUACAAAAACACAUGAAGGACAAAACAGAGUGGAAGCUUUAUGACCAAUUAAUGAGGCUUGAAACCGGACUCGGUGGGACGAGAAGCCUAAUAGAUGCAUCGCCCGAGUGGUGGGAUGAGAAAAUAAAGGAGAAUAAAGAUUAUGCAAAAUUUAGGAACGUAAAUUUAAGCAUAUUUGAUGAGAAAUCCGUUGCCGUUGGAGAUCAGACUAUGACUCCAUUACAGUUUCAAAACAAUAGCAAUCCAAACGGAGAAAAUGUGGAGGGCAAAGGAGAUAGUGAUGAUAUCAAUUUAGAUGAUGAAGUUGAGCCUCUUUUUCCUAGUUUCCAUUAA
This is a messenger RNA of Lactuca sativa (garden lettuce), 504 nucleotides long. RefSeq lists its product as uncharacterized. Lineage: Eukaryota; Viridiplantae; Streptophyta; Magnoliopsida; Asterales; Asteraceae. The record is from RefSeq and is a predicted model, not a curated record.